AUGACAGGGAAGAAAAAGGAAAAGAGAAGACGACCGGUAGCAUGUCUCCGUUAUCGGAGGAUGCUUAUGCGCACAAGUUUGUUCUCGUUGGUGGUUUUGCUGUGCUGCUGCUGCGAGCCUGCUCAGGCUUCUUCUGCUGACAGCGGCAACAGCAACAGCAACAGCAACGACGCGAGGCAACCCGAAGAAAUGCCGCCUGCCGACGUCGUUGACAACGACCCUGGUGUUGAUGCCGCCGGUGAUGCCGCCAGUGUGCCCGGUAGGGAUUCCAUCGAAGACAAAUCAAGAAUAAACGCGAGGAGCGGCCACGUGGAAGACGCGGAGGAGUUGGGAAUGCCCUCCACUGUUGCGACACCCGGCGUAGACGAGGGAGAGGGGGAGGAUGACGGCGGUGGCUCCGUUUCGUUGACUCCUGCUGACCCAGCAGCAUCAGGAGCGGUAUCGCUAGCGGGAGCAUCCGCGUCAUCCUCAGGGACGACAGGUAGUCAACGGGCAACACAAGCGGGAGCGGCUUCCCAGGAAGACGCUGUAGAUAUCAUGCAACAACACGACGUCGCGGCCGCCGUGGCGGCGCACUCUGCCACUGGUCCUGUUGACCUUGAUGCCGACACUCCUUCUUCCACCGCUACCCCUGCUGCUGAUGCUAUUCAAGGGUCUGAACUAGACCAAAACAGCCAUCAGCACGAUACGAACGUUCUGGCCGUUGGCGACGAAGGUGGGGACAGCGGGGGCGGACGAUUAGGCGUGUCGACGGGGUUCGACGCCGGGAGAGAAAAAGAACUGCCAGCGGCGGAGGCGACUUCGGCACCGGGAGUAGACACGGCAGAGGAUCGGGCGAGGAACGAGGGCGAAAUACAGGAUGAGGCGCUGCGAUUGGAAGGUGACGGCGGCAAGGAAGCUGGGGGCGCGAGGGAUGAAACCGACCGGCCUUGCGGUAUGGAUGAGCUUGUGGAAGAGACAAAGGAAGCGUCUGUGCGAACACCCAGCGGAACAUCAUCACCACCAGAGUCGGCGGCAGCUGUCGCGGAUGAGCUCGAUGAGGAGCUGUUGAAAGCAGAAGGAUCGGGCGGCAGCUACAGCGGCGGCGACGCCGGCGGCGGGGCUGACGAUCACGGGGUCGCCGACGGUGGGACGGCGGAUGGACACCGCCCCGAGGAGGACUCUGAGGUCGAGACAGAGACCGGUGAUCACAGCAGCAGCAGAACAAGCGGGGGCAGCGGCGGGCGGAGGGACGCGAAAGAGUACAAGAGGCCCGGCGGGCAGGGCGAAAAGAAGGAGGUGCGAGAAAGCCGUGAGGAGGUGUAUCCCCACCACGGAGGGGACGGUGUUGAUGGUGGCGAUGCCAGCGGCAGCAGCAGUGGUGCGGCGGGGUUUCCUCGAGGUUCGCCGGAGGACAUGGCGCAGCGCGUGAGAGAUAUGGAGGCGGAGCUGGUGCGCAAGCUCCUUGCGGAGGAGGACGCCAAGUCCUUGCUUGACAUCUGGGUGGAGAGAACGCGAGAGUACGUCUUGACCCAGACGGUUCCCCCGACAGACGCGGAGUGCGACUUCAACUGGAGCCGCCUCCGCUGCGAGCCCAAGUGCACGUGCGGCGCGCGGCUCCGCUUCGGCGACUACACCCCCGGCCGCGCCUGCCGCCUGCUGCACCCCUGGGAGCGGAACCCGGAGCUGUGCGGCAGCGGCGUCGACGGCGACGACGGCGGUGGCAGCGGAGGCAGCAGCAGCGACGGCGGCGGCGGCGCGUGGGACCCUUCGGACGAGCCGGCCGUGAGGCGAGUCGUGGCGGCGGCGGCCGGGGCGCUCGGCGGGCUGCGGCAGGCGUACGAGGAGCGGGUGGCCCCGCCUUCGGACUCCGAGUGCAGCUUCAGCUUCGAGACGAGGCGGUGCGAGCCGCAGCCGCUCUGUCGGCUCCGGUUUCGGUGGGGAGAUCUGACUCCCAGCAGCGCUUGCAGGCUCGCCGGCGGCGCAAGCUCGGACGAGAAGAAAUAUCGUGCUUCCGCUCCUACGCACAAGAGCCCCGGCGGGGGCACCUUUCACUGAAUGGAGCACGCGCGCUGCUCCCCAACCCUGUGUGUUGUCGUACUUGGUGCUUUCAGUUGGAUCUCUGGGGCGUGAUGUAUGUGCGUGUGUUUUUUUGUAAUGUGUGUGUGUAGUUUGUUUUUUUGCUGCUUGUUUGUCGUGUGUAAAAUGACGCAAGGACGGCGUAGGAAACUGGGAGUGGUGCUGCGAGGCCGCCCUGCCCCCCGCGUCGGUUGUGUGUCUUUCAGUCGGUGGAAUCUGCGGGAAACGGUGCAUGAUUUGGGAUGGCGAAAAAGUAUAAUCCAGAGGAGGCCGACAAAAAGGACUUUUUUCGUUGGCACAACAUGAAGCAUCAGUUGGACCAGCACGGACGUCAGAAGUCUAAGAUAUCAGGACGGUUUGAAUGUGAAGAGAAUGUGAAGACAACAACAACAAUAGCAACGUCGACGACGACGAC
Messenger RNA from Ectocarpus siliculosus, 2473 nucleotides. Lineage: Eukaryota; Phaeophyceae; Ectocarpales; Ectocarpaceae. The record is from the annotation of a GenBank genome assembly.